AUGUUCAGAUGGGUUUUCCCUUUUUUAAUAUUGGAUUUGGUCGAAAAUUUGUUCAAAUUCCAGAUAUUCCAGCGGCUCAGGCGCAAUGCUCCACGGAGAAGGUUCAACUCGUUGAUCCUCACGAGAAGUGCGCGGUCCUCUGCAGGUGGUCGGCCCGGAGACCCGCAGGAAGCUGUGGAGGAAAAGGAACCAGCCAGUGGUAGUCAGCCCACAGGACCAUCCCAGGUGUAUCCUGCCAGUGCACAAAAAAGCGAAGGGGGUGCCGGUAGCAACCCAGCUUUGUUUGUUCUUCCUUUGUUCCGGAAGCCUGCCUUUCCGGGAUUUUACCAAGUCAUUCAGGUGGGAGACAAGGCCGUUUUGAACUUCUUGGUCUCGCUGCGAAAGAAUGGGCAAGCUCAGUACUUGGGUGGCUUCCUGACGAAGGCCCAGGAGGACCAGCGGCGAGGAGAGGCUCGCGAUGACUCUGAGCAAUCCGGAUCAGCUUCCCGACUGCGGAGGGACGCUGGAAUGGUGGACAGUGUGUCUGAGCUGGAAUCAGUGGGGACUAUUCUUCAGGUGGUCAACAUGCAUGCGUACCCGAACGUCGAUGGAGGCCACAUUACAGUCAUCCCGCACAAGCGUGUCCAAAUGAAGCGAACCGUGUCUCAAGUUGCUCCAAGCGUGCCAUUGGCAGUGGUGUCAGUUGAGUACAUGGAUGAUCCGGUCAUGCCCAAAGAGGAGGAAGAAAUGAAGGCCGUGGAGGCAGUGAUACGCAACAUCAAUACGAACUUGAACGAGCUGCUGGCAAAGUCUGUUCUCUACAAGGAGCAGCACGAAAAAGUGAUGCAGUUGUUCAACCGAGAUGAUCCACAGAAGCUUGCUUAUUUGGUCGCUGGGAUGUCCAUGGGCACGCGUGCAGAAUUGCAGGCAGUUCUCGAAGAGCAGGAUAUGUUGAAGCGGCUGAAGCUGGUGGAGAGCCUUGUCCAAAAAGAUGUGGACUUCACGAGGGUGCAGUCAAAGGUGAAGAAUGAGGUUGAAGGGGAAAUGUCAAAGGACCAGAGACGUGAAAUGCUGCUGGCUCAAAUGAAGCAGAUCAUGAAGGAGCUGGGAAUCGAGCGAGACGAGAAAGAGGCUCUGGCUUUGCAGUUCACGGAUGCUCUCAAGGAUAAGACUGUACCAGAAGAAGUCCAAAAGGUGAUCGAUGACGAGCUUGCAAAGCUGAGCCAGUUAGAGCCAUCCUCCUCGGAGUUCAAUGUCUCCCGGACCUAUUUAGAAUGGCUGACAUGCCUUCCUUGGGGUCAAACUACGCAGGAAAACAGAGACAUCGGCAAGGCUGAGAAGAUUCUCAACGAGGAUCAUUAUGGCCUUGAAGACGUCAAAGAGCGCAUCCUCGAACACAUUGCCGUUAACUUUUUGCAGGAGUCCACCCAAGGCAAAAUUAUGUGUUUGGUUGGUCCGCCUGGCGUCGGCAAGACAUCUAUCAGCAAAAGUAUAGCCAGAGCACUGGAACGCAAGUUCUAUCGUUUUUCUGUCGGUGGCCUAUCUGAUGCUAGCGAGAUCAGAGGACACCGUCGAACGUACGUUGGAGCUAUGCCAGGCAAGCUGGUGCAGUGCCUGAAAGUCACGCAAAGUUCCAAUCCUGUCAUUUUGAUUGACGAGAUUGACAAGCUUGGCAAAGACUUCCGAGGUGACCCUUCUGCAGCAUUGCUGGAGGUCCUGGAUCCGGAACAGAAUAGCUCCUACCGAGAUCAUUACUUGGAUGUGCCAUUGGACCUGUCCAAGGUGCUCUUUGUCUGCACAGCCAAUGAGCUGGACACCAUUCCAGGCCCUUUGCUGGAUCGAAUGGAGGUCAUAAGAAUAGCAGGCUAUGUUUUCGAGGAGAAGCUGGCCAUUGCAAACCAGUACCUCAUCCCUUCAACCAUGGAGGAAAAUGGUGUCGGCGAUACCAAGCUAUCCCUGGAGGAUGAAGCUGUGCGCAAGAUGAUCCGCGAUUACGCAGGCGUCCGUCAACUGCGCAAGCUCCUGGAUAAGGUGUCUCGCAAGGUUGCCCUUAGCAUGGUGCGGAAGAAGGAGGAGGAACAUCCAGCCGUCGUUGUGGGCUCUGACAACCUCACGACCUAUAUUGGCCAGCCUGUAUUCCUCACAGACAGGCUCUUCGGCCAAACUAUGCCUCCUGGUGUUGUCAUGGGCCUUGCCUGGACAAACAUGGGAGGAGCCACGCUGUUCAUCGAAGCACGAGGCAGACUCCCCGUAGAAGGUGUUGAGAUUGCCAGGGUUUCCAUCGAGGGAAGUCCUGAAACGGAAGAGAGAGAAAGAAAGCCCAGUGAGUCUUCACCCCUGGGCGAACCCAGCGACAUGCAGGUCACUGGCCAGCUUGGCACAGUGAUGAACGAGUCGAGCAGCAUCUCCCUCACGUACGCGAGGAUGUUCAUUAGAGAGUUGGAUCCACAGAAGUCGUUCCUCGACAAGGCGCAGAUUCAUUUGAACGUCCCGGAGGGAGCCACUCCAAAGGAUGGACCGUCAGCUGGGGUGACCAUGGCAGUGGCCCUUGUCAGUUUGGCUAUGGACAUCCCAGUGAGGUCAGAUGUCGCAAUGACUGGUGAGCUCACCCUGAUGGGCAAAGUGCUCAAGGUGGGCGGCAUUCAGGAGAAGGUCAUCGCAGCGCGUCGCGAGAACGUCAAGACAGUGCUCAUGUGGGUGACCUCAGAGGGGGAACCGAAGUUUUUGUUCGCUCACCGUGACUUGCGUGACACGCUGUCGGCGCCGCGACCGUUGCUGCCGGAGAUCCGAGCGUCACCCGAGAUCCGGAGAAAGUGGCGGCCACAGCAGCGGCGAGGCAUGGCUUUUCUGGCAGCCUUACUUCCUGUGGCCGUUCGCACGGCACUGCGUUCACUAAAGCGCCCUACAGAACCAUUCGGUACUGCAGAGCUCUUACAGUUAGAGAUGAAGUCAGAUGAGCCACAAGCUUUGUCAGAACUGCUCGAAGGUUUGGGAGCCUUAUCCACUGCAGUUCGUGGGGUGCCCAUCCUGCGGGAGACAGCCACUGACCAGACACCAAUGUGGAGAGUUGCCAUUGUCACAGGCAUGUUCCCAGCCAGUGUUGAUGUGGAGAAGAUCAUGGCCGUUGUCCAAAGUUGCUUCGACCUGCAAGCACCAGCUUCCUGGACUGUGACAAGAGUUGAAGAUAUCGAUUGGGUGGAGCAUGUUCAACGCAGCUGGAAAGCCAUGAAUUUGGGACAAGGAUUUCAGGUCCUAUUGCCGUGGCAUGAUGGCCCCGAAGGUGGUGCAACUUCCAAUGGUCGCUUGGUGCUGCGCUUGGAAGGCGGUGCUGCCUUUGGGCUGGGGGAUCACCCCACAACGCAAGGUGCGGUGAAGUUCUUGGAGAAGGUUCUCACGGAUGAUGGAAGGAGGAGUGCUGUUUUGGACUAUGGCUCUGGAUCUGGAGUGCUCGCCAUUUGUGCAGCUCAUUUAGGUGCAUCUACUGUGGUUGGUGUUGAUGUUGACGAAGGAUCUGUGGAGUCUGCAAAGCGAAGCUACGCAUCAAGCCUUGCAGAGAGCAGCAUAGUAGUGUUCCGUCGCAGUCCUGAGGAUUUCGCAGACGCAGAGGAGUUUGCUUCUGGGUUGGUCCAAGAGUAUGGUCCUUUCAGCGUCGUUGUAGCAAAUAUUCUGCGAAGGCUUCGGAAUUUUUGAAGGUUUAUGUAUUCACGAAAGCCAGCCGCUAGGCUAGGCGAAGUUCUAUAUGCGAAC
Messenger RNA from Cladocopium goreaui, 3726 nucleotides. Lineage: Eukaryota; Dinophyceae; Suessiales; Symbiodiniaceae. The record is from the annotation of a GenBank genome assembly.